GGAAGUGAGAAGUGUAAACAAAGAGCAGUGGAAUAUAAUGAAUCUUUUAAACAGGAUGGAGACUCUCCUGUUCUCUGAUGAACAUGUGAAUGUGUUAAUAAAGGUUCAUGCAGGUGGGAGUCGUCUCAAGUCGUUCACCAUCAUCGUGGACGGGAGGAAAGUGUCGGGGCGUCCAAAGCUGGUCGUCUCCAGGGACCACCUGGAGGACUUGAUUGAAAUGGAGCUCUCCGUCCCCUGUAUAUCCAAAAUGCUCGGCAUAUCCAACCAGACGGUGCGUCGCAGGAUGCAGCAGUGGGGCCUCACGAUAAAGGAGAGCUGCAGCAAAAUCACCGAUGACGAGCUGGACAGUUUGGUCUCUGCGAUCAAGGCAGAUUCACCAAAUCUGGGACAAAAGAUGAUGAAGGAACGUCUGAAGGCUUUAGGUCACAGAGUUCAGAUGAGCCGAGUGUGUGAGUCGCUGCAUCGUGUUCGAAACCCGGGAACAUGUGAGAGACCAACGGAGCUCGGGUGUGAUCCAGCUCCACUCUCACUCGUUCACGUCAACACCAGCCACAAGUUGAAGAGGUAUGGAAUCAUAUUGUUCGGUGGAAUCGAUGGAUUUUCAAGAAAGAUCCUGUACCUACAAGCCGCCAAUAACAACAAGCCCUCGACGGCUCUGAAGGUUUUCCUGGAGGCUGUUGACAGACACGGUCUUCCAUCCAGAGUCCGAGGAGAAAAAAGUGUGGAAAAUACAGACAUCGCCAGACUCAUGUAUCAAGUCGCUGGUCGUGGCAGAGGAAGCUUCACGUCAGGGAGGAGAGAUCAAAACGAAAGGAUAGACGGCGUGUGGCGUGACGUGUGGAACGGCGUGUCCAGUAAUUAUUACGAUUUGCUCCACAGCCUCGAGGAGGACGACCUGCUCGACCCAGAGAACUCUACGCACCUUUUCUGUGCUCUGUUUGUCUUUUUGUCCCGAAUUCAGAAAGACCUGGACGCUUUCACCGAGGAAUGGAAUGAUCGUUUACUCCACACAGAAGAGAACCUCACCGACCAGCAGCUGCAGGAAGCAGGGGACAGUCCGAACUCUGUCACUGCUGCGGACGACGUCAAAGCGGCCCAUUUUCCAGAUGUGGAAUUUACAGAUAUGAACAAAACUGCAGAGUAUGUUCCUGAGGUGGAAUCUCCCCUCGACAUCGACGAACUAGAAAGACUUCAUCAAUUUUUCAAUCCCACUGCUCCUUCGCUGUGUUUCGGUGCAGACAUCUACUGUGCCGUCGUCCACUACGUGCACGCCGUCCUCGAAUCAGGACAGGAAGCAGAAGACUCAGACGUACCGACGGAUACUUAAAGUAGAAAAAAUCACCGCUUUAAAAAAACACUAACUGUCCUUUUAAAUGUCCAGAACUUGAAACUGGAGGUUUUUUGUUUGUGAC
Paralichthys olivaceus (Japanese flounder) is the source of this 1412-nucleotide messenger RNA. Lineage: Eukaryota; Metazoa; Chordata; Actinopteri; Pleuronectiformes; Paralichthyidae. The record is from RefSeq and is a predicted model, not a curated record.